AUGUGUGGGGGUACACCAAAAGCUACAAAUGGCACAGGGGGACAAAUAGAAAGAGCAAGAAACAACAACGAUGUACCGCUUGGAAAUAAUCUCUCUUGUACCAAAUUGGAUGAAAGGAUUAGCAAAUCUUUGAGAGACCAAAGUGUCAGCUGUGUGAGCAAAGUGACUAGACUGCUGCAAAACAGCUGGUCCUCUUCAGAGUUUGACUUGAAUGAAAUCCGCCUGAUAGUUUACCAAGACUGUGAGAGGAGAGGCAGACAGGUCUUAUUUGAUUCCAAAGCAGUCCGCAAAAUUGAAGAAGCUGUGGUUCAGAAAAUGGCAGAGGAUGCUUCUGUAAAAACUUCUGCCAAGAACUGCCAAGCAAGCAAUGGGAACAACAAUAUUUCUUCCCAUAGUCCCUCAAUAAGCUGUAUGCAAAAUAUCAAAGAACAGAUACCAAAGUAUCAGUACACCAGACCAGCCUCUGAUGUCAACAUGUUGGGAGAAAUGAUGUUUGGCUCAGUGGCAAUGAGUUACAAAGGCUCCACCUUGAAAAUUCACUAUAUACGCUCUCCCCCACAGCUGAUGAUAAGUAAAGUCUUCUCAGCCAGGGUAGGAAGCUUCAGUGGAAGCAACAAUAACUUACAAGAUAGCUUUGAAUACAUCAACCAAGAUCCUAGCUUGGGAAAGUUGAGCUCGAAUCCGAAUGGUUUGGGAACCUGUCGCAGUGGAAGUAACUUAGGUGUGUUACAGCUGUGUAGCAGCAAACUGCUGCAGGGUGUGUCUGAAGGAGGUCGCCUCCGGCUCAUCCGCAGUGCUUCUUUCUUUGCAGCACACAGCACGCCUGUUGAUAUGCCUAGCAGAGGACAAAAUGAGGACAGAGACAGUGGCAUUGCUCGGUCAGCAUCUCUGAGCAGUCUUCUGGUGACUCCUUUUCCAUCUCCAAGCUCUUCAUCAUCAUCUUCUAGCAGCUACCAACGUCGCUGGCUCCGAAGUCAGACAACCAGUUUAGAGAAUGGAAUUAUUCCAAGGUGGUCCACUGAAGAAAUGUUUAGUAUGGCUGAUGAAAGCUGCAGCUCCAAUCCUGCAAUGGUUCGGAGGAAAAAAAUUGCAAUCAGCAUAAUCUUUUCUCUGCCUGAAAAAGAAGAAGCACAGAGAAACUUCCAGGAUUUCUUUUUCUCUCACUUUCCUCUUUUUGAAUCUCACAUGAACAAGCUGAAAUAUGCAAUAGAAAAGGCCAUGAUCUCCUGUAGAAAAAUAGCAGAAUCCAGCCAAAGAGUGCAGGUUUAUAUCAGCCGUGUCAUGGAUGCCCUGGAAGAAUUCAGAGUUACCAUCUGGAACCUAUAUUCUGUUCCAAGGAUUGCAGAACCUGUGUGGCUUAAUAUGAUGUCCAGCACCCUGGAAAAGAAUCAGCUAUGCCAGCGUUUUCUUAAAGAAUUUACAUUUCUGAUAGAACAGAUCAACAAAAAUCAGUUCUUUGCUGCUUUGUUAACCGCGGUGCUGACAUAUCAUCUGGCUUGGGUCCCAACAGUAAUGCCGGUUGACCAUCCUCCCAUAAAGGCCUUCUCUGAGAAGCGUACAUCACAGUCUGUGAACAUGCUGGCAAAAUCCCAUCCGUAUAAUCCUCUCUGGGCACAGCUUGGUGAUCUGUAUGGUGCCAUAGGCUCUCCAGUUAGAUUGACUCGAACUGUUAUUGUUGGAAAACGCAAGGAGCUGGUGCAGCGCUUGCUCUAUGUUCUAACUUACUUCAUUCGGUGCUCUGAGCUGCAGGAAAAUCAGAUGACAUGGAGUGAGAAGGCUGGGGAAGGCGAGCAAGUGCUAAAUGGAAGCAAGAUCACAACUGCACUAGAAAAGGGAGAGGUAGAGGAGUCUGAUUAUGUGAUUGUCACUGUUAAAAAUGAACCUGCUCUUGUGCCUCCCAUCCUACCUCCAAAGAAUGAUGGAAGUAAGAACAAUAGUAUUGCAGAGUGGGUACACGACCCAGAAACCACUCAUGCUGUCCCAGCCUCUUCAAAGGAAAAGAGAGAAGCAAUAGGAAAGGCCAGUCAGAACUCUGAAGCAUCUGUUGACUCUCUAACUAGCAGUUUCCCUAAAGGAGCAGCUGAUGGUAGGAAAAGAACCGUCACUGAUAUGGGAAUUGUAUCCUACCACUUUGAAGAGCCAUCUAAAUUGGAGGAUUUAAUGGAUAUAAAGAAGAACAAGAACCAGAAUGAAAGAAAAGUGGAAAAGCAAUUGUCUAGUAGGUCAUCUGCCUUACCUUGUCCUGAAAGGUCUGGCCACAGGAGUUCACACUUAGAAAAAGUGACCUUUCAGAUUGGAAGUUCUGCGUCACCAGAGUCAGACUUAGAAACUCACAGAAGUCAAAUGGAAGAAAAUCUGAAGGCAUUCAGAAAAAAUCUAGAGGUGACACAUUGUGCCUCAAGUUCCACAAAUCUGACUGUGGAUGCUUCCCAGAAUCAAAAAGAAAGCUGUGAAGCUGCAUUUAUACCCUUCAGUAAACAUAAUGUUUGUUAUGCACAAAUCCCACCUUAUGAAGGGAAGGAGAGUAUACUUAAUAACCAACAUAGGGAAAGUAAAGGAACUGAAAUGAAUUUAGUGAACACAGUAUCUAGUGAACCAUUUUUGCCCACAGAUAACAUAGACACUGUAAAAUUGCCAAGCUUGAAAGAAACUAGAACUUUAUGCUCUGGCAAUCUGGAGAACUAUUCCCCUGGCUGUGUAGAAUUAAGUUCUGCUGUCAAACAAGAUUCCCCUAAAGUAGGUGCUAAAGAUGUCCCCUAUGGGGAUGCUGGAAGGAAAAUCCCCUUCAGAGUUGAAGGGGACAUUCCAAGGAACGAGAGUUCAGACAGUGCUCUCGGAGCCAGUGAUGAAGAAGGUGAUUGUUGCAUCCCUGAUGAAGUGCAUCAUGAUAAUGUCAGCAAAAGACCUGAAGAGUUUGCAGAAGUGGAACUUCCUUUACCAAGGUCAAAUACAAUCAGCAGUCAAUGUGUGAAAAAUUUUGGAAGAUCACUUCUAGGUGGUUACUGUCAUACGUAUAUACCUGAUCUAGUGCUACAUGGAAUAAAUAAUGAUGAAAAACUCAAGCAGUGUCUACUAGCAGACCUACUUCAUGCAAUGCAUCAUCCAGUGCUAGAUGAGCCCAUAGCAGAAGCUGUCUGUAUUAUUGCAGACACAGAUAAAUGGAACGUACAAGUAGCUACAAGCCAGAGAAAGGUGAUGGACAAUAUGAAGUUGGGCAAGGAUGUUUUGGUUUCGAGUCAAGUAUCCAGUUUAUUGCAGUCUAUUUUACAGCUUUACAAACUCAACGUCCCAGCUGACUUUUGCAUAAUGCAUCUUGAGGAUAGACUACAAGAAAUGUAUCUCAAAAGCAAAAUGCUUUCAGAAUAUCUGCGAGGACAUACCAGAGUGCAUGUAAAAGAACUAGGAAUUGUAUUGGGGAUUGAAUCCAAUGACUUGCCUUUGUUGGCUGCUAUAGCAAGUACUCAUUCCCCGUAUGUUGCUCAAAUACUCUUAUAA
Pelecanus crispus (Dalmatian pelican) is the source of this 3495-nucleotide messenger RNA. It is a transcript of the gene FNIP2, whose product is annotated as folliculin interacting protein 2. NCBI's taxonomy places the organism in Eukaryota, Metazoa, Chordata, Aves, Pelecaniformes, Pelecanidae. Gene Ontology annotation, cellular component: cytoplasm. The record is from RefSeq and is a predicted model, not a curated record. Gene Ontology annotation, molecular function: ATPase inhibitor activity; protein-folding chaperone binding.